CAUCAAAGUAAUGGAUCAAAAUUCAGAAUAUAGUAUAUAGAACAUUAAACAAUCAUAGGCAAUAUACUUUGACAGAUCCUUUCAAAAUGAUGUGUACAUAUAAUGAAGCAUAUGUACACCUUUCGCAUUCAUACAAGCGAUGGAGACUAUAAUCAAAAUGGGAACUUAUCAUCGUGAAGAGGAUAGAUUGAGCGUUCUUUAUAAAGCAUCACGCGCAGGGUCUGUGUCAACUUUGAACUCACUUUUGCAGGUAGAACCAUUAAUCCUUCACAAAAUUUCACAAAGUGGCUUCACCGAAACUCCUUUACACGUAUCAGCUCUUCUCGGCCACCUUGAGUUCACAAAAGCACUUCUCAUGUGCAAACCCAAACUGGCUAUUGAGGUUGACUAUUCUCAAAGCACGGCCCUGCACUUGGCUUCUGCAGAAGGUCACAACGAGGUCGUGAAGGGAAUGCUUGAAGUUAAUAACAAGCCAUGCUUGUUUCCUAAUGAAGAAGACAAGAUUCCUUGGCACUAUGCAGUUAUCAGAAGAAGAACAGAUGUUGUGAAAGAGCUGGUCAAUGCGAAGCCUGAGUCUCUGAGCUUUCUUGACAAUGGAAACACUGUUUUUCACUUGUGUGCGAUGUGCAAUCAUCUGGAGACUCUCAAAGCUUUGGUGGAAUUGGAAAUUGCCAUUUCUGGGAAGUUUCUCAACUUUACAAGUUCUGAUGGAACGGGGAACACCGUUUUCCAUUUAGCAGUCAUGUCGAAGCAAGUUGAGACUAUAAGGUACCUCCUAUCAGUCCCAACAAUAAGAGAAAUGGCAAACUUGAAGAACAACAUGGGUCUCACUGCCUUUGACAUCCUUAAACAUAGUCCGAAAGACCUAAAAACCCUGGAAAUACAACUCAUGCUGAUGGAAUAUUCUGGAAUCAUAACUGAAAGUAACAGAAUCUACGCUCAUUCACACUGGUCACCACCAGCAGCAGCGAGACCUCGAACUCUGAAGAAGAAAUUGUUUGAUAAGGAUUCUGAAAUGGAUUGGAUGUUGGUUCAGACAAAGGUGACUGGAUAGAAGAG
Molecule: messenger RNA, 1059 nt
Organism: Prosopis cineraria
Lineage: Eukaryota; Viridiplantae; Streptophyta; Magnoliopsida; Fabales; Fabaceae
Product: ankyrin repeat-containing protein BDA1-like
Exons: 2
Coding region: 140-1054 (304 amino acids)
Molecular function (GO): protein binding
Source: RefSeq, a predicted model, not a curated record